This is a messenger RNA of Suillus plorans, 428 nucleotides long. RefSeq names its product DAD/Ost2. The transcript has 3 exons. Gene Ontology annotation, cellular component: membrane; oligosaccharyltransferase complex. Lineage: Eukaryota; Fungi; Basidiomycota; Agaricomycetes; Boletales; Suillaceae. Gene Ontology annotation, biological process: protein N-linked glycosylation. The record is from RefSeq and is a predicted model, not a curated record. The coding region runs from base 41 to 418 and encodes 125 amino acids.
CUUUCAAGUAAAGCAGUUUGUUAGCCGUCACUCGUUCAACAUGGCUGGCCCAAAGUCAUCCUCAAAACCCUCAACUGCGUCGUCAGAAACCUAUGUGGCAGUUUCAACGUUGUGGAAAUCAUACCUUGAUCAGACCCCCGACCGCCUCAAGUUCAUUGACGCUUUCUUGGCGUUCACUGUGCUUAGCGGAGUGCUGCAGUUCGUGUAUUGCGUACUUGUCACGAACUUUCCUUUCAAUGCAUUCCUUGCCGGGUUUGCAAGCUCAGUAGGCCAGUUCGUUCUGACCGCAUCCCUCCGCGCACAAGUCAACCCCGAAAACAGAUCUGAAUUCAAGGAAGUCUCGCCUGAAAGGGCAUUUGCAGACUUUGCCCUUGGCUCCAUUGUGCUGCACUUCUUCGUAUUUAACUUCCUCGGAUGAACGUGUAUAA